AUGGCCCCCUCCGCCGUCCCCCAGCAGGACGUCAACCUGACCGGCGCGGCCAUCCAGCGCAAGGAAGCCAGCGUGCCCAACGGCGACGGCGGUCAAAAGGCGGCCCUGGACGCCUCCAGGCUCACCUACUCGCUGACCAAGUCGCCUCGACCCGUGCCCGACGAGGCCACGGCCAACGCGGGCGACGAGACUGUCGCCACCGACCACAUGGUGACGGCUACGUGGAAGGCGUCGACGGGCUGGGGCGUGCCCGAGCUCAAACCCUACGGGCCCCUGAGCCUCAUGCCGACGGCAUCGUGCCUGCACUACGCCACCGAGUGCUUCGAGGGCCUCAAGGUCUUCCGCGGCCACGACGGCAAGCUCCGCGUCUUCCGGCCGGACCGCAACUGCGCCCGCAUGCGCAUGUCGGCCGGGCGCAUCUCCCUGCCGCUCUUCGAGCCCGCCGAGCUGGAGAGGCUCGUGGUGGCGCUGCUGUCCGUCGACGGCCCUCGCUGGCUGCCCGCCUCCCGGCCGGGCAACUUCCUCUACAUCCGCCCGACCCUCAUCGGCACCCAGUCGCAGCUGGGCGUCCAGGCGCCCAAGGAGGCCAUGCUCUACAUCAUCGUCACCUUCAUGCCGCGCAUGGACUCGCCCCCCGGCGGCAUGCGCCUGCACACCUCCCCCGAGGACAUGGUGCGCGCCUGGGUCGGCGGCUUCGGCUACGCAAAGGUCGGCGCCAACUACGGGCCCUCGCUCGCGGCCACCCAGGACGCUCGCCGCCGCGGCUUCCACCAGAUCCUGUGGCUGUACGGGCCCCAGGGCGAGUGCACCGAGGCCGGCGCCUCCAACUUCUUCGUCGUCUGGCGCCGCAGGGACGGCCGCACCGAGAUCGUCACCGCCCCGCUCGACGACAAGCUCAUCCUCGACGGCGUCACCCGCCGCAGCUGCCUGGACAUUGUGCGCGAGCGCAUCCCCGCCUCCGAGGUCGUCGUCACCGAGCGCAAGUACACCAUUGACGAGCUGGUCGAGGCGGAUGCCGAGGGCCGCCUCCUCGAGGCCUUUGCCGCCGGGACUGCUUACUUUAUCUGCCCGGUUUCGCAGAUCCACCACCGCGGCAAGGACAUCAACAUCCCCAUGGGGCCCGAGGGCAAGGCCGGCGAGGUGACGACCAAGAUCAAGACGUGGAUCAGCGACAUCAUAUACGGCCGCGAGCAGCACCCCUGGGGCGUCGUCAUCCCCGAGAAGAAGGAGCAGUGA
Messenger RNA from Metarhizium album ARSEF 1941, 1236 nucleotides. RefSeq names its product Branched-chain amino acid aminotransferase II. Gene Ontology annotation, cellular component: mitochondrion. The transcript is spliced from 2 exons. Bases 1 to 1236 code for a protein of 411 amino acids. Gene Ontology annotation, biological process: L-leucine biosynthetic process; L-valine biosynthetic process. Lineage: Eukaryota; Fungi; Ascomycota; Sordariomycetes; Hypocreales; Clavicipitaceae. Gene Ontology annotation, molecular function: branched-chain-amino-acid:2-oxoglutarate transaminase activity. The record is from RefSeq and is a predicted model, not a curated record.